This is a messenger RNA of Myzus persicae (green peach aphid), 2588 nucleotides long. Its product is annotated as zinc finger protein 235-like. Lineage: Eukaryota; Metazoa; Arthropoda; Insecta; Hemiptera; Aphididae. The record is from RefSeq and is a predicted model, not a curated record. Gene Ontology annotation, cellular component: nucleus. The transcript has 8 exons. Bases 647 to 2140 code for a protein of 497 amino acids.
AGUCCGAUAGCCGGUCGACCGACGUCUCGCGCGCGCGUUACCUCUUCCCGCAGUCGCCGCCGUCGUUCUUGAGCAGUAGCAGCCGUUGUUGUUGUUGUUGUUGUUGUAGUAGUAGUAGUAAUAGUAGUGGUGGUGUGUGUGUGUGCGUGCGUGUGUAUAUGUGCGUGCGUUUGCCAGUAGUCGUUGCCGCCGCCGCUUCAGUAUAGUACCACUGCAGACGGUCGUGUCGUAUUCGUAUACGGUUUUCGUGUUCGUCGUUUCCGUCGGGUUUUCGGUUUAUUUGUUUUUAUUGUAUUCUCCCAAAUAAUAAUAUUACAUUAUAAGACUCUAUACGUGUUUGCCGUGGCCAACCACAAAGUAUAUCAUUAUUAUUAUUAUUAUUAUUAUUAUUAUUAUUAUUAUCAUAUAUAGACAAAUAAUUAAAAUAUUGUUUCGCGUCGACUCAGAAGUAUAUAAUAUUCAGUGUAUAACGAGACGAAACAUGGGACAAAUGUUCGACUGACCGGCAAUUUCACUCCGCGUCCACCCCCGUGCACAAAGCGUUAAUCAGACAACAACCACGUCCGUAAAGUGCGAUUUUGCGACGCACGCGAACCGUGCAGGCAAACUUUUCGGUUUUCGGAUCGUCGCACGCCCGCAUAACGAAAUGGAAACUUGCGUGCUCAUACCAAAAGAACUGUCCUUGCAGGCGGUGCCCGUGGCCAGCGUACAGCGGUCCAAUAACAACAGACACCACGUGGAGCCCGAGAUCACCGUCAUGACCAACGUCAACGUGCCCAGAGGGACGCUCAUCUACCCGUUCCAGGGCACGGUGCGCAUGGACAAGUUGGACGUUUUCUCUUUCUUGGACGACACAGACAUAAGGCACAGAUUCGGUUGCUACGACCAGGUGACCGAGGUGAACAGACUCCGAGUGCGUUAUUGUAAUUGGGUCCGGUUUUUGAAAAUCACGCAGCACCAUUCCGAACAACAUGUCAACGUAUUGGGAACCAAAAUAAAAGGCGAACCCAUGUACGAAGUGAUCAAGAACAUACCCGCCAACACAGAGUUGAUCGUGCACUACCUGCCUGAGCGGCCGGAAGAGAUAUUCUUCAUGCCCGCCGUCCACUACUUGAGAAACACGCUGUACAGACGAACCAUGGACACAAUCCUGGAAGACUCACCGUUGGACCUAUCCAUGUCGCUACUGUCCCGGGCGUUCGGCACGUCUUCCGCGUCAUCGGCGUCUUCCCCGCCCAGCGGACUGGACACGGACGAGCGCAAGUCGUUGUCCGGUGAAUCGUCUUCGGCCAACUCUUUAUCCGGCGACACAGCAUCGCUGGACCACAACGUGAACAUGAUCGUGUGCAACACGACUCCGGUGAAACCGAGGCCGUUCCGCGGAGAGCGCACCCUGCUGCCGUGCGAGGUGUGCCGCAAAGCUUUCGACCGACCGUCGUUGCUUAAGAGACACAUGCGCACCCACACCGGUGAAAAGCCUCACGUCUGUGCAGUGUGCAACAAGGGUUUCUCGACGUCGAGUUCGUUGAACACUCACCGGCGGAUCCACAGCGGCGAAAAACCGCACCAGUGUGGCGUUUGCGGAAAACGGUUCACGGCCAGUUCUAAUCUCUACUACCACCGAAUGACUCACAUUAAGGAGAAACCGCACAAGUGCACACUGUGCGCCAAGUCUUUCCCGACGCCCGGCGAUCUGAAAUCUCACAUGUACGUGCACAACGGAUCGUGGCCUUUCAAGUGUCACAUUUGUAACAGAGGAUUCAGCAAACACACAAAUCUGAAAAAUCACCUGUUCCUGCACACCGGGGACAAACCGCACGCUUGCGAACUGUGCCAAAAGAAAUUCGCCCUCGCCUGCAACCUGAGAGCACACAUGAAGACCCACGAGAGUGAAACCCAAGAGGAGUGCAACAAGUGCGGUAAGGUGUACAUGGCCCCGGAAACGGACAAGGGUCGUGGCGGCGCGUGUCCCGAGUGCUCUCCGUCGUCGCGUCUGCCACCGACCGACGCCGCCGCUGACGCCGCAUCAGCCGCCGCAGGCAGUUCGCCACCGGAAGAAGAGCGGUCUUACGGGGGCGAUUCCGAAGACUGUUCGUCGAUGGGAUCCGUAGACGACUGCAGCAGCAGGGGUGGCUUGUGAACGGCUGCUGCCGUGGGGUGGUGGCGUGACGUGGGUGGCGGCUCGUCUCCGAGGGCUACUGUUUCCCUCGCGCGCCCUUAAGACACGUCAUGUAUUUUUAAUCAUUAAAUAAAGAAAAAAUACCGAUAGCGGAAAAACUACACGAAAAUAUACGACUCGUGUGCACCACUCGUCGCAUACUUGCCGGAUACUUGUUUCCGCACUCCGCCGUGUAACACACCUCGUUGGCGGCGUCGACGAUAAUCAUAUUAUUAGGUACCUAUAAAAUAAUAAUAAUAUUAUCAUCGUAAAUUAUUACGCGUGAGCCCGACGACGGGGAAACAAACAAUACGUACAAUACGCAAGAGAGCACUUAGGCUUUUAUCGAUUUUCGUGAUUUUACGACCCGGUCGAACAUAAUAUUAUUAUAUGAUAUGGAGAAGAAAAAAAAUUUUACGAGUUUUCGGAG